Messenger RNA from Jaculus jaculus (lesser Egyptian jerboa), 3025 nucleotides. RefSeq names its product thrombospondin type 1 domain containing 1 (gene Thsd1). The transcript is spliced from 6 exons. Gene Ontology annotation, cellular component: cell periphery. The record is from RefSeq and is a predicted model, not a curated record. Bases 295 to 2808 code for a protein of 837 amino acids. NCBI's taxonomy places the organism in Eukaryota, Metazoa, Chordata, Mammalia, Rodentia, Dipodidae.
GGGCCGGCGAUCGCAGUCCCGGACGCUGGAUGCUCCGCUGCCCGCCGCCGCCGCCGCCGCCGCCGCCCGGUGGACCGCAGAAGUCUUCUGCGAUGCAAGCAGAAUGAGGCGUAAGCUGUCCGCGCCGGUCUUCAAGAACCGGGCUCCGUGCCCACUGACCCCCGCUGGGCUGGACGCCCCUGCGUGCACUUGACCUGCAGCCUUGGGAAAGGUGGUUUUGAAAAAAAAAUCAUCACUCUUUGGAUGUGAGAAAGGACAUGAGGAGACUAAGGACUUGGGAUUUUACUGAUCAGAAUGAAACCAAUGUUGAAAGACUUUUCAAAUCUACUCUUGGUGAUGCUCUGUGACUAUGUCCUUGGGGAAGCUGAGUAUCUCCUCCUGGCAGAGCCGGGGCAUGUAGCGCUAAGCAACGACACGGUGUCUGUGGAGUUCCAGUUUUUUGACGAUGCCAAUGGCACGCUGAGGAAUGUGUCCGUUCUGCUGUUGGAGGCCAAUACCAAUCAGACUGUCACCACCAAGCACCUCCUUACCAACCAGUCCCGGGGAACACUGGAGUUUGAGUGUUUCUAUUUCAAAGAGGCUGGGGACUACUGGUUCAGGAUGACUCCAGAAGUGACGGACAAUAACACUCAAGACCCCUGGUGGGAGAAAAGUGCCUUUCUGAAGGUGGAAUGGCCUGUCUUCCACGUUGACUUGAAUAGGACAGGCAACAGGGCAGAAGGCACCUUCCAAGUGGGCCUUUUCACCGCUCAAUCUCUCUGCCAGUUUCCUGUGGACAAGCCUGACAUGUGGGUGGACGUUGUCUUUACUAACAGUCUUCCUGAGACAAGAACAAGUCCGGGGAAGCCCCUGGAAGUCAGAACUAGCAAAAGGACGGAGCUCAGUCAAGGGCAGUGGGUUGAGUUUGGCUGUGCCCCCGCGGGGCCAGAAGCCUACGUCACGGUGGUGCUGAAGCUGUUUGGCCAAGACUCGAUCAUCACUUCCACGGGACCCAUCGACCUGGCGCAGAAAUUCGGGUAUAAACUGGUGAUGGCACGGGAAGUCAAGUGCGAGUCUGGGGUGGAGGUGACGGUGUUGCCCCCUCCGUGCGUCUUUGUCCAAGGAGCGGUUGCUGUUUUCCGGGAAGCCCCCCGACACCUGGGGGAGAGGACUGUUCAGCUGGCCGAAAACAGCCUGCCCCUGGGAGAGAGCAGAACAGUGUUUAACUGCACUUUGUUUGACAUGGGGAAGAAUAAGUACUGCUUUAACUUCGGGGCUUCGAGGAGAAGCCGCUUUCCUGCAAAGGAAAAGGAGUGCAUGGUAAUUCAGAGAAGCAUAGAAACUUGGGGACCAUGGCAGCCGUGGAGCCAGUGCAGCGCCACGUGUGGGGACGGUGUCAGAGAGCGUCGCCGUGUGUGUCUCACCUCCUUCCCCUCCAGACCCAGCUGCCCGGGCGUGUCCUCAGAGACCUCUCUGUGCUCCCUGGAGGAGUGUGCUGCUUUCCAGCCGGCCAGCCCAUCACCUCUUCCACCCCAGGGUCCAGCAAAGUCCAACAACAUCGUGACGGUCACCGGGAUAUCCCUUUGCUUGUUCAUCAUCGUGGCCACCGUGCUCAUCACGCUGUGGAGGAAGUUCGGCCGAGCCCCCAAGUGCAGCACCCCUGCCCGGCACAACUCCAUCCACAGCCCGGGCUGCAGGAAGAACUCGGACGAGGAGAACAUCUGCGAGCUGAGCGAGCCGCGCGGGAGCUUCUCGGAUGCGGGGGACGGUCCGGGGGGCAGCCCGGGGGCCGCGGGCAUCCCGCUGACCCUCAGGCGCAGCACGCCGGCCACUGCCGAGGACGAGGCCUCGGGCAGCGAGAGCUUCCAGUCCAGCGCGCAGAAGAUCAUCCCUCCGCUGUUCAGCUACCGCCUGGCCCAGCAGCAGCUGAAGGAGAUGAAGAAGAAAGGGCUGACGGAGACCACCAAGGUGUACCACGUGUCCCAGAGUCCCCUGACGGACACGGCCAUCGACGCGGCCACCAGCCCCCCCUUGGACCUGGACAGCCCCGAGGAAGCGGCUGCAGCCAAUAAAUUCCGCAUCAAGGCCCCGUUCCUGGACCCGGCGGCCGCGGACAGGCCUCCAUCCAGGCUGGACGUGAGCCUCGCAGUGUCCCCGCAGGCCAGCUCGGCCAUCAGCCCCAGCCAGACCCUGAUCCGCAAGUCUCAGAUGCGGCACCACCGGGCGGGCUCCUCGGACAGGGGCCCGUCGCGGAGCUCGCACUUCAGGAGGACGGCCAGCUUCCACGAGACCAAGCAGGCCAGGCCAUUCCGGGAGAGGAGCAUGUCCACCCUGAGCCCGCGCCAGGCCCCCAGCUACGGCUGCAGGAUGCGGGCCUGGGACCAGGCAGAGGAGCGGUGCCGGCCUCCCAGCCGGGGUGCCUUCUUGCAUCCCGACAAACCCGAGCAUUUCCCGGGAGCCAGCGGGUCACUGAGCCCUCUCCCUAAGCCCUACGCUGCAGGGCAGCACGCCAGGAAGCCAGACCUGGGGGAUCGCCAGACAGGAGCCCGCAGGGGACCGUCCCCCAGUCACAGGAGCAUCUCAAGGAAACAGUCGUCCCCUACUUUCCCCAAAGAUAGCUACCAGAGAGUCAGUCCACUGAGCCCCUCUCAGUGCAGGAAAGACAAGUGCCAGAGUUUCCCCGCGCACCCCGAGUUCGCCUUCUAUGACAAUACGUCGUUUGGCCUCACUGAGGCGGAGCAGAGGAUGCUGGACCUCCCGGGAUAUUUUGGGUCAAAUGAGGAAGAUGAAACCACAAGUACACUCAGUGUGGAGAAACUAGUGAUCUAGGCUCAAGAAUCUACCAGAGACUACAGCCUGGGGUCCUACAGCUCACAUUUUUCUGUGGUCUAUUUUGUCUGUAUAAUAGGACAAACCUUCCUGUUAUAUGCGUGUGUAUGCAUGUGUUUUAAUUCAUAAGGGAGAAGUUAUUUAUCCUGAACUUUCCCUUUUCUUACCCGUUUUCUAUCUGCUGGUUACUAAUCACAAUAAUAAAAUUUAAACCAAA